UGGUGGAGCAAGAGGAAGCUCGGGGAGACGACUAGAAGAAGGAGGCUGGCGGCCCUGGCCCAAAGCCCCACCCAGGCUCUGAGUCUCCCCGGCUGCAGGCGGAUGGAUGGGGCUUCUUCAGGCGGUGGCGGCAGCAGUGAAGGUGGCGGCGGCAGCGGCAGCAGCGGCUAUGGUGUGGUGGCUCGAUUUUCCCAGUGCCUGGCUGAGUUUCGGACGUGGUUAAGAACCAACUGGUUGAGGUUCAAUGCAGACAAGACGGAUGUGAUGCUGUCUCUGAAUUCAUUGAGUAGUUUAGAAGGCUGUAGUCCCCAGCUUUUUAUCACAGUUGGGAUUUUUGUUGAUGGUUUAACUGAAGAAUCAAAGAUUAAAUGGGCUUAUCUUUCAGUAGAAAAUGUGCAUCAGAUGUUUAUGUUUAAUUGGUUUACAGACUGUCUGUGGACUCUUUUCCUGUCAAAUUACCAGCCAUCUGUUGAGUCUUCAAGUCCAGGAGGUUCAGCAACAUCAGAUGACCAUGAAUUUGAUCCAUCAGCUGACAUGCUGGUUCAUGAUUUUGAUGAUGAACGAACAUUAGAAGAAGAAGAAAUGAUGGAAGGAGAAACAAACUUCAGCUCUGAAAUAGAGGAUCUUGCAAGGGAAGGCGACAUGCCAAUUCAGGAACUUCUCAGCCUUUAUGGUUAUGAUAGUACUAGUCGACUACCUGAAGAAGAUGAGGAGGAGGAAGAAGAGGAAGAAGAAGGUGAAGAUGAUGAAGAUGCUGAUAAUGAUGAUAACAGUGGAUGUAGUGGAGAAAAUAAAGAAGAAAAUAUAAAGGAUUCGUCAGGUCAGGAGGAUGAAACUCAGUCAUCCAAUGAUGAUCCAUCACAAUCUGUUGCUUCUCAGGAUGCGCAGGAAAUAAUCCGCCCACGUCGAUGUAAAUAUUUUGAUACAAAUAGCGAAAUAGAAGAAGAAUCUGAAGAAGAUGAAGAUUAUAUUCCAUCUGAAGACUGGAAAAAGGAGAUUAUGGUGGGCUCCAUGUUUCAAGCGGAGAUUCCUGUUGGCGUUUGUAGAUACAAAGAAAAUGAAAAAGUAUAUGAAAAUGAUGAUCAGCUCCUGUGGGACCCUGAGUACUUACCAGAGGAUAAAGUGAUUGUAUUUCUUAAGGAUGCGUCUAGAAGAACAGGUGAUGAGAAAGGUGUAGAAGCAAUUCCUGAAGGAUCUCACAUAAAAGACAAUGAACAGGCAUUAUAUGAAUUGGUUAAAUGCAAUUUUGACACAGAAGAAGCAUUGAGAAGAUUAAGAUUUAAUGUAAAAGCAGCUAGAGAGGAAUUAUCUGUUUGGACAGAGGAAGAGUGUAGAAAUUUUGAACAAGGGCUGAAGGCCUAUGGAAAGGAUUUCCAUUUGAUUCAGGCUAAUAAAGUUCGAACAAGGUCAGUUGGUGAAUGUGUAGCUUUCUAUUAUAUGUGGAAAAAAUCUGAACGUUACGAUUUCUUUGCUCAACAAACGCGAUUUGGAAAAAAGAAAUAUAAUCUUCAUCCUGGUGUAACGGAUUACAUGGAUCGUCUUCUAGAUGAAAGUGAAAGUGCUGCUUCUAGUCGAGCACCAUCCCCUCCCCCAACUGCCUCAAACAGUAGUAACAGCCAGUCUGAGAAAGAAGAUGGCUCUGUAAGCAAUAGUAAUCAAAAUGGGGUAUCAUCUAAUGGACCGGGUGAAAUAUUAAACAAAGAAGAAGUAAAAGUUGAAGGGUUACACAUUAAUGGACCAACAGGUGGAAAUAAGAAACCACUUCAUGCAGAUAUGGAUAGUAAUGGUUAUGAAACAGAUAACCUUACCACUGACCCAAAACUUGCCCAUAUUGAUGAAAAAAGUGAGAGACCUGCCAAAAGGCGAAGGGUAAACAGCAGUGGAAAAGAAAGUCCAGGUUCUUCUGAUUUUUUCCAAGAAACAAUCUCACAUGGAAAAUUUGAAGAACUUGAAAACACAGAUGACUGAAUUUUAGACUUUUACUUUCUUUGGAGUAUAUCCAGGUGUAACUAUAAUUUUCAGGAUUGAUGGGUUACCUUAAAAACUUGAUUUCCUUGAAGCAAUUAGUUAAAAUUUGAAAAUUGAAUUGAGUCAUAGAUUUAGUAAAUAAGAUUUCAGAGUCUGCCUUAUGUAGAAUUUUUAUUUUAAAAUUAUAAAGGACCCUUUUAAGGAUAUAACAAAUAGUUUAAUAAAUUUGAAUGAACUAAAGAUGUAUCUGUACCUUCUCAUUGGAUGUAUUAAUCUUAAAGUUUUACUGCAAGAUACUUUUUGCUUAGUUUGAUGGCAAAGGAAAAAAAUUUUCUGCUUAACGCCAAAUUUUUUUUUUAGUUCAUUGAAAUGUUUUUCAGACAUUUUUCUCUGUAUACAAAUUGAGUGUCAUUAUUAAGGAAACCCUUAUGAAUCCUGAAAGUUAUGUUAGCAUGAUUUUUUUAUAUAUAGAAGUUUAAAAAUAAACCAAGUCAGGUUUGUAUAUGUAAAAUUCUUGACAUCAAUGAUGUCUUCCAUAUUCUUAUCUGGGCUUAAGAAAUACAUUCUGUAUUUUUCCAGAUUCUUUGUAGCCUUUGAAAGAUUUUUACAGUACAUAUAUGUCUUGACUGAGCUGUCCUUUCUUAAUACAAAAGCUUGUAUAAUUUUCUUAACUUGUACAGUUGGUAAACUUUUAUGAGAGGAAUUGAUAUUCUGAGUCUGUCAGCUUUCAUUUUAUUUUGCUAUGGUUUUUCUAAUCAAUUUUUAAGUGUUUGUGUAGUAACCAAGUCAUGUUUCUUAUCCAGACAGUAAAAGCAUUCAUGAAGGAUUGUGAAAAUUUUUUUUUCAAAUUUCUACUUAGGGACAAAUAGUGUGAGAAUUCUGAAAUUAAGCAUGAUACUUAGAUUGCAUAGUUUGUUUGUAUUUGCUAUAAUUUUCAAAAUUAUUUUUGAAGCAAAACAAAAGUUUAAUGUUGGCUUAAAUGCUUAAAUGUAUCAUGCUGACCAGAAUCUUGUUGUUAUUUUUGUAUGCAUUAUGAAAUUUCCCAUUUUUGCAUUAAAUAAACUGGGGAAAAGGUCAAGUGAUACUUAGAUAAUUGGCACACACAUGGAGUUGGCGGGCAACAAUAUUGAUUUUUAAGAGGAAAAAGAGAUGAACUUGGAAAAGUUUUUGGACUUUUCUAGUUACAAUCUAGUUUUCCAGAUUUGAUAGUGUAUUUCCAAAAUGAAAAUAAGAUAUACUGUAACUAUUGCUCUGUGAUUACAAAUAGGAUCAUCCAUUUGCAUAGCCUUUCAAGAGUGCCAUUUUAUUUUUAGUGCAAAAUUCUUGUUAAAAAAUGUAGUUUUAUACAGCUGAUAGACCAACCUAUAUCCAAACUUUUAUAAAAGAUUAUUAACUAUUGUUUUUAUCACAUAGGCAUACCCCAAAUGCUUCCACCAGUUCAUCAGCCAUUUGUUCAAGAGCCAAUGCCUUUUGAAAAUAAAUCUGUGAUCUUGUUUUUAAUGGAUCUAGUGUCUAAUGCAAUUAAGUAGAGGUUUGCACUGAGAUACUAUGGUUUAGGCCUUAUUCCCAUGAAGUAUUACUAUUAACAUAUGUUCAGACUGCUUCCCUCCACCAGUGUGAACAAGAUUUUCCCCCAGACAGUAUUAAAAGCCACUUUACGACAUGACUUCAUAUAAUGUACAUUCACUGUUACAUACAUAUCCAAGUAAAUCCAAGUUUUAGGUGGAAGUGUUGAGAAGCAUGAAUUCUUUUGUUUUUAUUUUGUUUUGUUUUACCCAGCACAUUAAUUUAUCCAGAAUGGCAGCUUUAACAGAUGAUCACAAUCCAUUUUCUCAAUCAGAUGUUAUUAAAACAAAUCCAAAGUAUCCCAGCUCUUUGUCAAAGACUGUAGAAAUGUUUCAAAUGAAUAGUAAUGUUGUACCUUUUAAGUUGUUGCAAUAUUUAAGACACCAUUUUUACCUUUUAUAAAAGAUGCAUUUUGUUUGCAGGUUUGUGAAAUUCUUGCAGACUAAUAUUGCAGGAACAUUUUUGGUAAAUUCUCAGGCACAUUUGCAAAUACGGCACAUGUAUACAUGUUAGGAAAUUUUUUCUUAAUCUUAUCUUUUUAAAGUAUGCCUAAUGAAAGACAUUCCACUAUUAUAAUCCAUAAUGCUCAGCUUUUCAUAAAGGAAUAUUUAAUUAUAUUUUGUGUUUAUACAGGUAUUUCACACAGUACUUUGCUCUUCAUAAUGCAGCCAUUUUAACUUGAUAAGUCAUUGCACUAUAAAAUUUUUAGUGAUAUGAUCUAAUUUGCUUCAUAUUUAGUACAUUUCUUAAUUCUUGAACUCUUGACAAAUUGCAUCGGGAAAAGAAGCCUUUGUCAAUAGUUACUUGGUCUUUGCCACCCCCAGCAAAGCACUAUUGUUUUCAUUUGGAGUGGUAUUCUGUUCUAUGAUGUGUUUUCAAAUAGAGUUCAGAAUUUGCAACUCAGUUCAACAUAAAUCUGUUGAGCUUUAAAAUGUAUUUGAAAAAAUAUUUAAAUAGACAUUUAAAAUUAUGAGUUAGAUGUUUUUAAAUUUAUGCAUAGUAAUUUUGCACUGUAAAAUAAUUCCUUCCUCCCAGUCCCUGUCU
Molecule: messenger RNA, 4578 nt
Organism: Pteronotus mesoamericanus
Lineage: Eukaryota; Metazoa; Chordata; Mammalia; Chiroptera; Mormoopidae
Gene: MIER1
Product: MIER1 transcriptional regulator
Exons: 16
Coding region: 103-1968 (621 amino acids)
Biological process (GO): negative regulation of transcription by RNA polymerase II
Cellular component (GO): nucleoplasm
Molecular function (GO): transcription corepressor activity; histone deacetylase binding
Source: RefSeq, a predicted model, not a curated record